Linum tenue is the source of this 1106-nucleotide messenger RNA. The record is from the annotation of a GenBank genome assembly. NCBI's taxonomy places the organism in Eukaryota, Viridiplantae, Streptophyta, Magnoliopsida, Malpighiales, Linaceae.
GGUCAACUUAUGAUAAAGAAAGACUGUUGAAUGACAUUAUUCUGCAAUAUCUGUUGUAGCACACACUUUCCUGCUACUUUACGAGUGUUGCACCUCGUCGUGGAACAAGUUGCUCUUUUCUUAACUAGGAAUUGCGCCCCAAAAGGCAAAUCCACUAUAGCUGUUGAUUAACGAUAAACCGAAUAACUUUUCGGCAUUUCGCUGUGGCCCUCGAAGGUUCCUUGACAGACCGUAGCUUCCCCCAUUCGUCGGUUUAGCAGGUCUUCAACGGCAAGCGCCACUGCAAUCCGCUUUAUCCCUUACUCCGUCUGGCAAACGUCUUUAAUUGCCCCGUUCUUCCCUCUCCACCAACUACCAUAUUCCGGCGCAGAAGUUUUAUCCAAACCAGAAUGAUGGGUUUCUCACUGGAGUCCAGGCUUGUUCUCUUGCUGCUGCUUCAUGCGGUGCUCUGUCUCCAUCGCCACAAUCCUGUCGCCGCAUCUGCUCUUGCUGCUCCAAGCUUCAUCCCGGAGAGCGAUCCCGCCCCUGAAGGGAAGUUACCCUUGUCGAUGGCGAUCAAGACUGGAGCGGUAUCCUCUGUAAACAGGCGUGGCGGUGGAGGUCAUGGCGGAGGAGGCCGCGGUGGGAGUGGGCGAGGCCGCGGCGGCGAGGAAGGAGGAGGACGAAGAGGUGGGGCCGGGACCAUGAUUCCACUAUACGCAGGGGGAGCGGCUGGCGCCGGAGCUCGUAGCCACGACAAUGGCGUGGCCCUGAAUCGCGGGAAGCCCAAUCCAAUACACAAUCUGGGUCUUGCUGUGAUGUUGGCUCUUCCCUUGCUGUUCAAUAACUUUGCAUAGAUGAUGCAACUGUGCAGUAGCUUUUCGUAGUGAGGACUUUGUGAAUUUUGUGACCAGUUGAUACUUGUAAUUCCAUAGUACAUGAAGAAGAGGACACACUAUUUUGAGGUCAAUAAACCCAAUAGGCCUAUGACAUGAUGGACUAAGGGUUCGUUUGGAAGUUGCGAUAGUUUUGUUGAGAUUGUCAUUAUGCAUGUAUUGUUUACAAUGCAUCGUUUUUUUAUUUUUUUAGCAGAAACAAUACAUGGAUUGUUUCUGUGAUAUGACAGA